Penicillium arizonense is the source of this 1083-nucleotide messenger RNA. RefSeq names its product pyridoxal phosphate-dependent aminotransferase. The coding region runs from base 1 to 1083 and encodes 360 amino acids. NCBI's taxonomy places the organism in Eukaryota, Fungi, Ascomycota, Eurotiomycetes, Eurotiales, Aspergillaceae. Gene Ontology annotation, molecular function: transaminase activity; pyridoxal phosphate binding. Gene Ontology annotation, biological process: biosynthetic process; amino acid metabolic process. The record is from RefSeq and is a predicted model, not a curated record. The transcript is spliced from 4 exons.
AUGCUUUCUAACCGUGGGGAAACGUAUGCCGAGGCCGGGUUGGCUAACGCUUACCUCGGCCACCUAAAAACCCCCUUCGAUAAGGAGAACAAAGAAGGCGUUGUGUCUUUCAGCAAUGCAGAAAAUAUAGCAUCAGGUCUUGACCGUACAAGUCUUACAUACCAUGAAGGCCCCUUUGGCUCCAGACGUCUCCGAGAAGCCAUGGCUGAGCUGAUUACUAGCUACUUUUACCCUGCUUCGCCGAUCACAUCUGACAACAUCCUUUUCACGAGCGGCGUAACCAGCCUAAACGCAGUCUGUGCUCUCUGUCUGACCGAUCCUAAAGACGGGAUUUUGCUCGGUCAGCCUAUCUACGGCUCCUUUAACGGAGAUUUCUCCGUUCCCUCCAGCUGCCAACUAAUCUAUGCUUCCUUCCAAGGGGACGAUCCAUUCGGUCCAAGUGCUAUGAUUCGGUAUGAGGAAGCCGUUUUAAAAGCACGAGAUGAGAAUGGGGUGUCAGUCCGGGCUCUCCUAAUCUGCAACCCUCAUAACCCGCUUGGUCGAUGCUACCCGCGGGAGACUCUAGUGGCGCUCCUGCAGUUCUGUCAAAAGUAUCAGAUCCACCUUAUCAGCGAUGAGGUUUACGCGUUGUCGGUUUACGAAGAGGAUAAUUCCACGGAUGGCUUUGUUUCUGUUUUAUCAAUCGAGCCCGCCAACAUUGGGGUGAAUCCUGCGUUGAUUCAUGUGCUGUACGGGAUGUCGAAGGAUUUCGCCGCUGCGGGUUUACGACUGGGAUGUUUGAUCAGCCAGAACCAGAGGUUCUUGCAGGCGGCAUUAUCAACAAGUAUUGCGGGGUUUUUCCUGUGGAUUGACCUUUCUAAGUGCUUGGAUCCUACACUCAUCGCUGAUCAAGGCGGCUGGGCCGCAGAGUCGGAUCUAUCCAACCGGUUACUACAGAUUGGGGUAAAGAUGGCGUCAGGUUAUGCCUAUCAUAAUGAGGUUCCAGGCUGGUUCCGCAUCAUAUUUUCGGUAGAAAUGGAAACCCUGAAGGAGGGUUUGUCAAGGAUCGUCAAGUUCUAUCUCAGCUCGGGUGGAUCAUCUUAG